Molecule: messenger RNA, 289 nt
Organism: Staurois parvus
Lineage: Eukaryota; Metazoa; Chordata; Amphibia; Anura; Ranidae
Source: the annotation of a GenBank genome assembly
CUCCCACUGACACCAGUGAUGUGGCACACCCCCACCCCCCCCCCCCCCCCCCCCCCCCCCCCCCCCCCCACUGACACCAACGAUGGGACACUAUUCCUCCCACUGACACCAAUGAUGUGGCACCACUCCUCCCACGCGGCUGCUCCUUUAUUCAGUUCGGCCACUGGAUGUUCGCGUGGCUGCUCGGCUCCGCCUCCUCACUGGUGAUUGGCCGCCAGAACUGUAGCUCAGGAAAGGCACACAGGCGGCCAAUCACCGGCGAGGAGGCGGAGCCGAGCGGCCCCGCGAA